This is a messenger RNA of Clupea harengus (Atlantic herring), 1466 nucleotides long. RefSeq names its product desmin. The record is from RefSeq and is a predicted model, not a curated record. Gene Ontology annotation, cellular component: cell-cell junction; sarcolemma; cytoplasm. The transcript has 8 exons. Gene Ontology annotation, biological process: skeletal muscle organ development; intermediate filament organization. Lineage: Eukaryota; Metazoa; Chordata; Actinopteri; Clupeiformes; Clupeidae. Gene Ontology annotation, molecular function: structural constituent of cytoskeleton. The annotation marks the transcript as partial.
UCCUUCUCCAGACUGCAGGAGGAGAUCAUACAGAAAGAGGAGGCAGAACACAACCUGACUGCUUUCAGAGCAGACGUGGAUACCGCCACCUUAGCCCGACUGGACCUGGAGAGAAGAAUUGAGACCCUUCAGGAAGAGAUCGCCUUCUUGAAGAAGAUCCAUGAAGAGGAGAUCCGCGAGCUGCAGGCCCAGAUGCAGGAGACUCAGGUCCAGGUUCAGAUGGACAUGUCCAAACCGGAUCUGACGGCGGCCCUCAGGGACAUCAGAGCCCAGUACGAGUCCAUCGCCGCCAAGAACAUCAACGAGGCGGAGGACUGGUACAAGUCCAAGGUGACGGAUUUGAACCAGGCGGUGUCCAAGAACAACGAGGCUCUGAAGCACGCUAAGCUGGAGACCAUGGAGUUCAGACACCAGAUCCAGUCCUACAUGUGUGAGAUCGACUCUCUGAAGGGCACGAAUGAGUCUCUGAUGAGGCAGAUGCAAGAGAUGGAGGAUCGCCAUGGCCGCGACGCGGGCGGUUUCCAGGACACCAUCGCCAGGCUGGAGUCGGAGAUCGCCAACAUGAAGGACGAGAUGGCUCGACACCUGCGCGAAUACCAGGACCUGCUCAACAUCAAGAUGGCGCUCGACGUGGAGAUCGCCACCUACAGGAAGCUCCUGGAGGGAGAGGAGAGCAGGAUCUCCAGGCCCAUGCAGGCGUACUCCUCCCUCAGCUUCAGAGAGACCAGUCCUGAGCACCAGCGUGCCGCCUCCUCUGAGAUGCACUCUAAGAGAUCCGUCCUCAUCAAGACCAUUGAGACUCGUGAUGGAGAGGUGGUCAGUGAAUCCACACAGCAUCAGGAAGACGCCAUGUAGACAGCAGGAGAGCGCACACACACACACACACACACACACACACACACACAGACACAGACACACACACACACACACAGAUAUUUAACACUCAGAUAUUUAACAAGCGAUAUCCAGUCAAAUAAACACAUAGACCUGCAUCCUGCAUAUGUUUCUGGUCUACUUCCUGUUCCUGUUCUGGUGUAUUUCCUGUUCCUGUUCUGGUCUAUUUCCUGUUCCUGUUCUGGGCUACGUUCUGUUCUUUCCUCAAGCCUGUAUGGAGUGAGCCAAGCACGCAUGAGGAGAGAGACGAGAGAGGGAGGAGGAGGAGGAGGAGGAGGAGGAGGAGGAGGAGGAGGAGGAAGAGGAGGAGGAGAAGAAGGAGCACCUGCCCAUUCUGAUUUUAGUUCGACUUUGAUCAGAUCUUAGAGAGACGUGUGAGAGGGAGAGACAGCAAGAGGGUUUCCCUUCGGCGUCACAUGAUGAAGGGAUGAAGGGAUGAGAGAGAUGAGAGUGAGGGAUGGAGAGAGAGGAUGAUGAGGUGAUCACGGAGGUGUUAAUGAGAAACCUGAUCUGAGAGAAAAAAGGGAACUAUUUAUAAAAGACAAUAAACAUCAAUAAACAUAGACACCAAA